This is a messenger RNA of Penicillium argentinense, 525 nucleotides long. RefSeq names its product Hexose transporter 2. Gene Ontology annotation, biological process: transmembrane transport; carbohydrate transport. Gene Ontology annotation, molecular function: carbohydrate:proton symporter activity. Gene Ontology annotation, cellular component: membrane. Bases 1 to 525 code for a protein of 174 amino acids. The record is from RefSeq and is a predicted model, not a curated record. NCBI's taxonomy places the organism in Eukaryota, Fungi, Ascomycota, Eurotiomycetes, Eurotiales, Aspergillaceae. The transcript has a single exon.
AUGACAAUCUAUCAGAACUCCCUCGGGCUGAACGCGAUCAAUGCUCGGAUUAUUGCCGCGUGCCAAAAUACCGCAUACAUGAUCGUGGCGUGCAUUGCCAUCUUCACUAUUGAACGAAUUGGACGACGCAAGUUCCUGAUGAUCGGAUCAGCUGGACAAAUGAUUCCAAAGGUUCUUCUCACUGGCACUGUAUGGGCAGCCACGCGUUACAACUGGAAAUUCGGUAUCGCGGCCUCGUUUUUCAUCGUCACCUUCAACGCCUCAUUCAUCCUAAGCUGGCUCGGUAUGCCCUGGUUGCAUCCCGCCGAGAUCGUGAACCUGGAGUUUCGCGCCACUAUCAAUGGACUCAGAACUGCGACCGAUUGGGUGAUCAAUUUCAUGAUCGUGAAGAUGAUCACCCUUGUCUCCUUCAACAGUAUCGGCAUCUAUACUUAUGCGAUUUUCGCGGCGAUGAACGGACUGAUGUUCUUCGUGGUCUAUUUUUUUGUACCCGGAGACGGCCAAUCAGUCUCUGGAGGAGAUUGA